UUAAUAUUAUUUUCAAUAUAUUUUAUUGUAUUUGGUAUGAGUGCAACAUUACCACAACAACAACAACAACAUCAAAUUGUACAAAAUCCAGUAUCAUUUAAAACAAGAUCAACAGAACAAUAUGAAGAUAAUAGUAGUGAUGUUGAAGAUUAUGAUGCACAAGCACAAACACAAAUCGGAUAUCGUUCAAGGCUAUAUGAUUAUCCGGAAGAUGAACAACAACAGCAACAACCAGAAACACAAACACGUCAACAAUAUCAAAGUAAUUUAUUAAGAAAACAACAACAACAACAACAAUUGAAUUAUAAUAGUAAUGCAAGUAAAAAAGAAGCACAAAAACAACAACGUUUAAAACAAAUUGAAGAAGAGCUUGAAGAAGAAGAACCCGAUAGAUUAGCAAUUUUAUUACAAAAAUCAUCAUUUACAUGUAAUGGAAAAACUACCGGUUAUUAUGCUGAUGAUUCAAUAAAUUGUGAAGUUUUCCAUUACUGUCAAGAAAAUCAAAAACAUUCAUGGGUAUGCCCCGAAGGAUUUACAUUCCAUCAAAUUCAUUUAAUUUGUAUGCCACCAUCUGGUGAAAAUAUAUGCGAACAAUCAUCAAAAUAUCAUGUUGUUAAUGAAUAUUUAUAUAAACCAUUAAAUUUACAAGAACAUCAAAGUAAACCAAAUGUAACAUUAAGAUAUUCAGAACGUUAUUAUCCAGAAAAUUAUUAUGAUGAAAGAAGGUAUGAAGCUGAUGAUAGAAUAUCACAUAAUAGUAGAGAACCAGUUCAAGUAAUAGUCAAUACACAACAACGUAAAAGUCCUACAACUACAGCUUCAACACUUCCAUAUAGAUUUGCUAGUCAACAUAAUCAACAUCAACAACAAGUUCAACAAAUUCAACAAUCAUUUAGAUCACCCGAAGAAAUAAAUAUCUCAUUACAACAGAGAAGACCAACAUUUUAUUUAGCAAGUUCAUCAUCAACACCAAGAUAUACAUCAAUUGAUGAAGAUUAUGGUUAUGAAAAAUAAAUUCGAAUAAUUCAAAAAGAGAUUUUUGGUACGAAAGAUUAGCGGCGUUUAUUUUAUAAAAAAAAAAAACAAGUAUUCAACAUUGAAAAUAAAAAAUAUAAUAUGCGCCAUCUAAAAAAUGUGAAUCUGUAAAAUUUUUUUUUUAUUAUUUUAUAAUUAUUAUUAAUUAUA
Condylostylus longicornis is the source of this 1185-nucleotide messenger RNA. RefSeq names its product probable basic-leucine zipper transcription factor Q. Gene Ontology annotation, molecular function: chitin binding. The transcript is spliced from 3 exons. NCBI's taxonomy places the organism in Eukaryota, Metazoa, Arthropoda, Insecta, Diptera, Dolichopodidae. The record is from RefSeq and is a predicted model, not a curated record. Bases 37 to 1014 code for a protein of 325 amino acids. Gene Ontology annotation, cellular component: extracellular region.